CUCUGGGUGGCACUAGGACCGCGGCAGCCCGGCCCUCGCAGCCACCGCCUCCGGCACGAGGCGGAGCCCAGCUGUUCCUGGAUCCCGGGCCUGGCUCCUCGACCCGCCCCUGGAGGCGGACCCCACUUGACUUAAACUCUGGGGCCCGGGAGGCUGUCGGUUUUCUCCCUGCUUGGCGGGGUGGUCCUCUUCCCUGGUUGGACCAAAGAAGUAAAUACAGGGUGGAGGGAGACUGACAUGUUUGGCGGGAAAUGGGAACGAGCAUACACAAUAAUUAAAGAGCAAAGUUGUGCUUAAGGGCUGGAGUGCAAUGACGUGAUCUCAGCUCGCUGCAACUUCUGCUUCCUGGCUUGAAAUGGUUCUCCUGCCUCAGCCUGUCCAGUAGCUGAAAUUACAGAUUCCUGACAUUCAAACAACUGACUUGUAAUAUAUUGCUAUUGUAUCAAACCGACAAUGAAUUGGAAUGCAAAACCAAAGAGUGCUACAUUACCACCACUGUAUCCGAAAAGCCAGCCACUUUUUUUGCAGCAGUCUUUAAUUAACCAAGUUACCACAACAUCUCCAAGCUCUUUCAGCUAUCCUGGAAGUAACCAAGAAGCAUGCAUGUAUCCCAGUAAUUCAAAUUCAAUUUCACAGCCACUGCUAAAUGUCCAGAAUUAUCCUCAACAAAUCUCUGUUUCUGAUAUGCAUAAUGGGACAGUUGUGGCCUCGCAUACUUCAGUAGAAAGAAUAACAUACGCAAAUGUUAAUGGACCCAAACAGCUAACUCAAAAUUUGCAAAUAUCUUCAGGAGCGACACAAAAUGUAUGGUCGAACUCGACAAUAAGGAAUCCUGUGCAUUCUCCUAUUGGGGCAACUGGGUCUCAUCUAACUGAUUUUAGAACUAAUGCACCCAGUGUGCCUGCACUGCAGAGUCAAUUGGUAACAUCAGAUACCUGUUCUAUGCAUAUGCAAAUGAUCCCUUCUAAUUCUACAAGACUUCCUGUGGCUUACCAAGGAAACCAGGGACUUAACCAGUCUUUUUCAGAGCAGCAGGUUGAUUGGACACAACACUAUAUGUCUAAGGGACUGACUUAUCCAGAUUACAGACCACCUCCAAAGCGAUACCGUUACUCACCACAAAGCUUUUUACAAGAUCCUGCCAUUCAGAAAGGAAACCUUACUACAUCGUUACAAGUUAAAAAUAGUCAGCUUCCAAAUUCUGUGCUAACUUUAUUGUCAAAGCAGACUGCAGCUGUACCAUCACAGCAGUAUGCCAUGCAAACUGACAGAAGACCUCCUCCUCCUUACAACUGUAGAUAUGGAAGCCAGCCUUUGCAAAGUACUCAGUGUAUUACUAAACACUUGUCUAUGGAAGUUCCUCCUAGUGGAGAAAUGCACUCAUCUGAAAUGAGGGCCAGCUUUCAACAGCAGUGGCAAAACCCUAAUGAAAGUAUUAGCACAAUUGGAAAUUUUUCUAACUUGAAAGUAAAUACCAGCAGCAAACAACCUUUUAAUGAUCCCAUUAGAUCUUCUGUGGAUGGUGUUCAGACUCUUGCUCAGAAUAAUGAAGAGAAAAGGAAGGAUUCUUAUAAUCCAACUUCAAAUCAAGUACUGGACACAAGUGUUACAAAAGAAAAGCUAGUAAGGGAUAUUAAAACAUUAGUAGAAAUAAAACAGAAGUUUUCAGAACUUGCAAGGAAAAUUAAAAUCAAUAAAGAUCUUUUGAUGGCAGCAGGUUGUAUUAAAAUGACUAAUACCUCUUAUAGUGAACCAGCUCAGAAUUCUGAAUUGUCUCUGAAACAAACUGCCAAAAUCCAGUCUGCACCACGGAUAUCUCCAGUAACGUCAGAGAGUGCAGAUAGACAACCACCUACAGUAGUGAAAUCUACGGAAACAAGUAAGACUCAAUGUACGUUGAAUUCUGACAUUCAGAAAAUCAAUUGCAGAAGGUUUAACCAAGUUAAUUCUGUUGUUUUACCAAAUCCUGUGUAUUCUGAAAAGCAGCCAAUGCCAGAUCAGACUCAUGAUGUGAAAGUUCUCACUUCAAAGACAUCAGCUGUUGAGAUGACCCAGGCAAUAUUAAGUACUCCACUUUCAUCAGAAAAUGUUAGCAAAGUUGAGCAAAAUUCAGCAGUUUGUGAAACAAUUUCUGUUCCCAAGUCCGUGUCCACUGAGGAAUAUACAUCAAACAUUCAAAAUAAAAAUGCACUACUUAUCCGUUUCCUUUUAGAGGCAGGUAAGACUCAGAAGACCGUAUUUAAAGAUGCUAGUCAAACUAUUCAGGAUUCUAAACCAGACAGUUGUGAAAUGAACCCAAGUACCCAAAAGACUGGUAACCAACUAAAUUUGAAGACCAUGGAAACUCCAAGUAUUUCUAAUGUAAGUGGUGGGAUUUCAGACAAUUCUUUUUGCAGUGAACAAGAAUCCUCAACAAAAGGAAUGCCUGCUAAAAGUGACAGUAGCUGUUCCAUGGAAGUGCUAGCAACCUGUCUUUCUCUUUGGAAAAAGCAACCUUCAGAAAGUACAAAAGAAAAGCAGUGUGAUAAACUCAGAACAAACACAACAGCAGUUGGAAUUUCAAAGCCUGCUAACAUCCACGUUAAGAGUCGUUGUUCAGUUGUGGGAAAUUCAAAUUCUCAGAAUAAAAUAAGUAAUUCCUCACCGCAAACAGGUUUGUCAAUGGUAGUGCACAAUUACGAGUCUUUAUGCAUUAACACAACAAAGGGAACAGAACUUCAGAUUGCUGUAGUCUCACCGUUAAUUCUGUCAGAUGUCAAAACAUUGUCUGUCAAAGGAGUAACACCUGCAGCAUUACCUGAAACAGUGUAUCCAGUUAUUAAAGAAGGCAGUGUUUGUAGUUUACAAAAUCAGUUGCCAGAAAAUGCAAAGACAGAUGCUGCUUUGAAAGUUGAUGUUAGUGGACCAGUAGCAAGUACUGCAGUGUCAACCAAGAUUUUCCCACUAACUGAGAAGGAAAAGCAGAAUGACUCAACUAAUGGUAAUUCAGAAGGCACACUUAAUGUCAGUCAAGGAAAGCAUAACAAAUUAGAGUCAGCUAUCCAUUCUCCUAUGAGUGAUCAGCAAACCUCACAGGAAUCAAGGGAUAGUACUGUUGUGAGUAGUGAUAUAUUACAGAUUGACAAUAUAUGUUCUCUGGUUGAAGGUGAUACCUCUUACAAUUCCCAAAUUGCAAAGAUAUUCAGCUCUCUUUCUUUGAAAGUGGUUGAGCCACAGAAACCAUCUCUACCCGAUCAGCAAGGGAUUGGUAGCAGAGAACCAGAAAAACAAUCAGAUGAUACCACUGAAAAUAAAGACUUUGGUUUUCAAAAAGAUAAACCUGUACAGUGCACAGAUGUUUCACAUAAAAUAUGUGAUCAGCCAAAGUCAGAGCCACCCUUAGAGUCAUCUUUUAGUAAUCUUGAACUAAACAGAGGAAUUCUGGAGGAAAGUAGUUUGGAGCAUGCCACUGAAGAAAGCACAGCUAACGAUACAUGUUCAUCAGCUGCUAUUCAGGAGGAUAUUUAUCCCCAGGAAACUGAUGUAUCCAGCAAUUACACUGCCCAAGGUCCUGCAGGAAAUGAAACUCACAGUGAUAAGGUGCCUGUCUUAUACCUACAUGACCAGCUGUCAGAACUUUUAAAAGAGUUUCCUUAUGGCAUUGAGGCUGUUAAUACACAUGAUGGUUCUGUGGGCCAGCAAACAACAUACCCGACCUCAGAAGAUCAGACUGCUGAUAAAACCAGUUCUGACUCCAAAGACCCAGGAGAUCAAAUACAAAUUACAAUGUUAAGCUCAGAGCAAAUGAAAGAAAUAUUUACUGAACAGGAUGAUCAACCUUGUGUGGUAGACAAGUUGGAAGAACCUGAGAAAGAAAAGCCCAUCACAGAAGUAGGUAGCCAUUGUGACCUGCAGGCACCUGCAGGAGGAGAAAGUCGUGAUUCUCUGGUACUGAACUCAGAGAAAGAUGACAUCCACUGCUGUGCGUUGGGUUGGCUCUCCAUGAUUUAUGAAGGAGUACCCCAGUGUCAGUGUGAUUCCAUCAAGAACUCAACUUCAGAGGAAGAGAAAGGAGAUCAGUGUUCUCCUUUGGAGACCAACAGUUGUAAACAAGGAGAGAGAACCUCUGAUAGAGCUGUCCCUGUUGUUGAAUCUAAGAUCCUUCUAAAUAAUCCAAAGACGACUCCUCCUCCAGAUGGGGAAAGUCAUUUUCCUGAAAUACAAUAUGAUGAUGAUAGUAUCAAAGAUGCAUCCACAACAAAACAUAAAAGCAUACCAAGAGUGGAACAAGAAUUAACAGCUGGUCAGUUUUCAUCCAAAUGUGAUAAACUAGAUGAUCCCUUGCAAAAUCACAAAAAAAAAAAACUGAGGUUUCAUGAGGUAACCUUUCACUCCAGUAAUAAAACGACAGCAUCUUAUGAACAAGCUUCUCAAGAAACUCAACAGAAGAAACAUAUAACACAGAACUCACGCCCACUAAAAGCAAAAACAGCUUUUUUUUCAAAUAAAGAUCUAUAUAAGAAGCAUAGUUCCUUGGGACAGCCAUUGCCAGAAAAGAUGAAAUUCAAACCAGAUGGCUUCAAACAAAAACAUUUGGAAAAAAGGAAGUUAGACCAAGGGAACGUAUUAGAUAUGGAAGUAAAGAGGAAGAAACGUGAUAAACAAGAACAGAAUGAAAGUGUGGGAGCUAAGUUCAAAUUAGGUGACUCUUCGUCAAACCCAAAGGAGAGAGCCAUUGUUAAGGAAAAGAUAGUAUCAAAUACUAAGUCUUUAGACAUGAAAGCUAGUUCAUCUAAAUUUGGAAUUCCUAAGGAGUAUUUACAAAGGCAGAAGCAUAAAGAAGCUGUGAGUAAUAAAGCAUCGAAAAUCUGUGUGAAAAAUGUACCAUGUGAUUCUGAACACAUGAGACCCAGUAAAUUUGUGCAGGUCGGAAGUUGUGGGAAAUCGAAUGAGAGACACAGCAGCAGUGUACAGACCUCUAAAGAAUCAUUAAAUGGCUUGACAAGCCAUGUUAAAAACCUCAAAAUCCACCAUUCUGAGGAGUCUAAAACAUACAAUAUUUUAAAGAAUGUUAAAGAAAAAGUUGAUAGAAGGCAGUCUGACAAAAUAUGGAUUGACCAGACUAAAUUAGACAAGAAAUUAACCAGUAUAAGCAGUGAAGCUCAAUUCAGCCAAAUGCCUCCCCAAGUAAAGGAUCAAAAGAAAUUAUAUCUGAAUAGAGUUGCAUUUAAAUGCACUGAACGUGAAAGCAUUUGUCUCACCAGAUUAGACAAUUCACCCAGGAAGCUUCAUAAAGAUAAAGAGAAGAGACAGGAAAAUAAACGUAAGACCUUUUUACCAGUGAAAGAUAACACAGAUAAAUCAAACAUGCUGGAGUUUAAAUUAUGUCCAGAUAGCUUACUAAAGAAUGCAAACUCUGUGGAAGAACGGAAGGAUGUAAAUCCUCAUCCCAGGAAGGAGCAAGCCCACGUGCAAGUUUCAGGAAUAAAAAGUACAAAAGAAGACUGGUUAAAAUGUAUUGCUAUGAAGAAAAAAACACAGAAAAACAGCCAAGAAAAAGAUAAUGUUAAUUCAGGACACAGGAGAAGCUUCAGUGCAGAUGGAUUUGAGAUGCUACAGAACCCUGUAAAAGAUUCAAAAGCAGUGUUUGAAACCUACAAACAGAUGCACCUGGAGAAGAGAAGCAGAAGCCUUGGUAGCAGUCCUGUAAAAUAAUUGUAAGAUGUGGUUUUGUAGUUGCCACUGGGAAAUUUCUUUCCUUUUCAGUUCAGAAUAUUUUGCUGUAACUAAUCAGAAAUGCCAUGGUAAAGUUUGGUUCCCACUUUCAUUGUUUUGCAUUGAAAGUGCUUAAUGAAAACAGCUUGAGAACUUUGGGUAGGCAUAUGUAAAAAAUGGAUGUUAUUCAUUGGGGAAACCGUAAGAUAUUUGAAUGUCUAUUGAACCAGGUUUACCAUUAUUUAAAAAGGUGUGCUUAUACAAAUAGAUUGGAAAUCCUAUCCGUCCUGAGGGAGGAUUGUUCCUCAGUUAAGGACUUGUUUAUUUAAAUGGGACUGUAAAUAUGUUUUGGUUUCUAAGCUGUAUUAGCAAAACUUAUUUUUCAGAAAUGCCCACUGUGAUGUGAAUGUAAAAGUAUAUUCUUAAGUAUUUUAUAACGAAUCGUCACCUUUUUUUUUUCCAGAAGUCUUAUUUUAUACUUGUGAAACUAACAUGAUUUUUGGACAAUGUUUAAACAUUUACUUUUCAUACUUGAAAUAAACAUUUAUUUUUUAAAAAACUAA
Messenger RNA from Callithrix jacchus (white-tufted-ear marmoset), 6257 nucleotides. RefSeq names its product retroelement silencing factor 1 (gene RESF1). Gene Ontology annotation, molecular function: histone methyltransferase binding. Gene Ontology annotation, cellular component: nucleus. NCBI's taxonomy places the organism in Eukaryota, Metazoa, Chordata, Mammalia, Primates, Cebidae. The record is from RefSeq and is a predicted model, not a curated record.